Physella acuta is the source of this 686-nucleotide messenger RNA. RefSeq names its product calcium-binding protein NCSA-like. Lineage: Eukaryota; Metazoa; Mollusca; Gastropoda; Physidae. The record is from RefSeq and is a predicted model, not a curated record. Gene Ontology annotation, molecular function: calcium ion binding.
UUCAUGAAUAAAAAAUUCAUUUGAUUUUUUUUUUGUAGUGAGAAGUUAGUUUCUCUCCAUCAUGAUGUCAAUAAAAUUAUUUCUUGGUUUUUGCUGUUUGACCUUCACCUUGGCUUUGAUCAACCUCAAACCUUACGACCAGACGGCGUCUGUGAUGUUCAACAUGGUCGACCACGACCAAGAUGGCGACGUGAAUAGAAACGAGUUGGAUCAAGCAUUCAAGGCGUACGACACCAAUGGCAACGGUCGUAUAUCGAAACAAGAAUACGUCAGCUACGUCGAGCAGAUCAUCCACGACACGUCCUACCGUCACCUGAUGUUAGCCACCUUCGACAUCAUCGACGUUGACAACGACCACAUCCUGGACCAUCACGACUUUGACAAUUUUUUCUCUCUAAUGGACAGCGACAGCAACAACUUGGUCAGCUUGGCCGAAUACGUAAGGUACUGGUCAGCUUUAUUUCCAGACCUAGAGAACCUGGGCAAAAACUGACGGAAAUAACAUAUAACAUUUAUCACAUAUAACAUGUGAUAGAAAUUUCAUAAACUUUUCAAUUUUUCAUUAGUAGGCAUAUAUUGAUCUAAUAAUGCAAAAGUAUACUUAUAACUAAAUGUUGGUACCUCUCAUAGUUAUAUAAUAUGAUGGUGUGAUAGAAAUAAAAACAUAAGCCUAUUACUUAAAAUCA